Mycotypha africana is the source of this 900-nucleotide messenger RNA. RefSeq lists its product as uncharacterized. The transcript has a single exon. The record is from RefSeq and is a predicted model, not a curated record. NCBI's taxonomy places the organism in Eukaryota, Fungi, Mucoromycota, Mucoromycetes, Mucorales, Mycotyphaceae. The coding region runs from base 1 to 900 and encodes 299 amino acids.
AUGGAAAAUUCCCAACAACUCAAUAUACUAGAUUCUUAUGGAUCAACAGAAAAUGCACUUAUGGAUUCAUUCAAAGCAGCUGCUUUGAAAGUGACAACACUCUACAAAGACUCGCUUGUACAGAAUAGAAAGGCUUACGCAUCAGGUUAUCAACAGGCUCUUCAAGAUUUGUAUGAAUUUUUGUUGAGUGCACAGCCUGAGAACGGAAUUGUUCCUGUGCAAGAUGUUCUUACUUUUGCAAGAGAGAAGAACAAUCAACUCAAUUUAGAAAUGAGCAAUAACACUAGUAAUGUGGCUAGUAAUCAAUCCAAUUCUGUUCAUCAAAAUUCAACAUCAACAGCGCCUAACUCAAAUAAUCAUAGUACCCACUCAACCGUGCGAUCUUCUACCAAUGGUUUAGAAGAACAACAACAGCAGAAGUCUACCGUCAACCAACAAGUACAACAACAAAAUUAUCCAUUUCAAAUUGAUCCAGAUACCCAGUUUACUUUUAUUCAAGAUGUGCCGGCUUUAGCGCAUCAACAACAAUUUCGAUCUGUUGACGGACUUUGGGGUCCGACGACUGAUUACAAUGCUCAAGAUCAUCUUGCUAACAAGCGUAGAGUAGCAUCUUCCGAGUUCUCAUUCAUGGGAAGAUCUUUAAAUCUUGAUCCUACGCACGAACCACCGUUUAAACGAGGAAGGCUAAGGAGAGAAGAACAGUUACAACAGCAACCACAAUUUCACCAACUCCAACAACAACAACAACAGCAGCAGCAACAGCAACAACAGCAACAACAGCAACAACAACAUCAACAACAUCAACAACAUCAGCAAUUUUUGCUACAACAGCAGGCUCAGGUACAACAACAGCACCCGCAACGUGGGCAAACAUUAUUAUUCUAUCCACGACCUGGAUGA